This is a messenger RNA of Diabrotica virgifera virgifera (western corn rootworm), 900 nucleotides long. RefSeq lists its product as uncharacterized. The record is from RefSeq and is a predicted model, not a curated record. NCBI's taxonomy places the organism in Eukaryota, Metazoa, Arthropoda, Insecta, Coleoptera, Chrysomelidae. Bases 1 to 900 code for a protein of 299 amino acids. The transcript is spliced from 2 exons.
AUGAGAAUAAAAUUAGAUGAGACUAGUCAAAAAACAGAAGAAGAUAAUAAAUCAUUAGAGCAGAAAUUAGAAGAAAAUAGUCAAAGGGUAGAAGAAAAAUUAGAAGAAAAUAGUCAAAGGGUAGAAGAAAAAUUAGAAGAAAAUAGUCAAAAAACAGAAGAAAAUAAUCAAUCAUUAGAACAAAGACUGGGGGAAAAAUUAGAAACAACAUUAAUGAAGAUGGAAGACAAGUUGGAAGAAAAUAACAGAAAAGCAGAAGAAAAUAGUCAGAGGUUGGAAAAGAAAUUAGAAGAGAACAUUAAAAGAAUAGAAGAACAAAUGGAACAGAGAGUAAAUAAGAGUAUUGGAGAAGUGAAAAUGUUGUACGGAGAGAUCAUGAAUAAACAUGAAACGUUAGAAACUAAAUUAACUGUUGAAAAUCAGGAUUUAAAAACACAAAUUCAACAGCAUAAAGAAAGAAUAAAUAUAGUAGAAGAAGAUAUAGAAAAGGAAGCAGAGUGGACGAACAGAAGAUUUAUCAUGGUAGAUGAAAAUAUAAAUCAAAUCAAGAAAGAACAGAAAACAUCCAAGGAGAAAGAAGAUCAAUUGGAGAGUAAAUUAAAGUUUGAAGUAAAAGAAGUAAAGCAAGAGAUAGAAAAGAUGGAGAAGAAGAUUAGGAAUACAACAAAAGGAACAAUAGUCCAUACAAUAGAAACAUCAGAGAACAGAAUCUAUUUUAAUGGAGAUUAUAAAUCUCAACAUCCUGUACCAUUUAUUCCCUUAGACAUAAACUCUACGUGGAUUAAAUCCUUACGGUCCCAACAAGCAGUAGCCGUUUUGUCUUAUGGACUUCUGUUGAAACCUUUGGUACCCAAUUUUGUCAUUAACUCUUUCCUUAAACUCAUCUGGCACAAUAGAUAG